UCCACUGUAGUGAUUUUGUUGGUUUGGAAUGAAAAUUUUGAAAGCUACACAGAAACAGAGGCUCUCAUAGCUCCAGUUCUCUGCUCCCCAAGUGCCAUGAGGGGGAUUUCAUGCUCACUGCUGUCCAUGUUGCUGCUCCUUCUCCAGCCCUGGGAAUCACAGCUCCAGUCUGCAGGUCCCAAGUGCCGCACGGGGCCCCUGGACUUGGUGUUUGUGAUUGACAGCUCGCGCAGCGUCCGCCCCUUUGAGUUCGAGACGGUGCGGCAGUUCCUGGUGCGCCUCCUGCGCGGCCUGGACGUGGGGCCCGACGCCACGCGCGUCGGCGUGAUCCAGUACUCGAGCCAAGUGCAGAGCGUCUUCCCGCUCGGGGCCUUCUCGCGCCGCGAGGACAUGGAGCGCGCCAUCCGCGCCCUGGUGCCCCUGGCGCAGGGCACCAUGACGGGGCUGGCCAUCCAGUACGCCAUGAACGUGGCCUUCAGCGUGGCCGAGGGCGCGCGCCCGCCCGAGUUGCGCGUGCCCCGCGUCGCCGUCAUCGUGACGGACGGCCGCCCCCAGGACCGCGUGGCCGAUGUGGCAGCGCAGGCGCGCGCCCGGGGCAUCGAGAUCUACGCUGUAGGGGUGCAGCGCGCCGACGUGGGCUCCUUGCGCGCCAUGGCGUCGCCGCCUUUGGAGGAGCACGUCUUCCUGGUGGAGUCCUUCGACCUGAUCCAGCAGUUUGGCCUGCAGUUUCAGAGCCGGCUGUGUGGAAAGAACCUCUGUGCUGAGGGGAGACACGGCUGCCAGCACCAAUGUAUUAGCACCCUGGGCACAUUCCACUGUGCUUGCAACCCUGGCUACCAGCUGGCAACAGAUAGCAAGAGCUGUUUGGUCAUUGACCUGUGCGCUGAAGGGACUCAUGGCUGUGAGCACCACUGCAUCAACACCCCAGGCUCCUAUUUCUGUCAGUGCCGAGCUGGCUUUGCAUUGCAGCAGGACCAGAGGAGCUGCAGGGCCAUUGACCACUGCAGCUUUGGGAACCACAGCUGCCACCAUGAGUGUAUUAACACUUUUGCUGGGCCACGAUGCCACUGCAGAGAAGGCUAUGACCUGCUCUCUGAUGGGAGAAGCUGUCAGGCUCGAGACCUUUGCAAUGGUGUAGACCAUGGAUGUGAAUUCCAGUGUGUGAGUGAGGGUCUCUCCUACCGCUGCCUGUGCCCCGAUGGUCAGCAACUCCAGGCUGAUGGCAAGAGCUGCAACCGAUGUCGGGAAGGUCACGUGGACCUUGUCGUGCUAGUUGAUGGCUCCAAGAGUGUGCGCCCACAGAACUUCGAGCUGGUGAAGCGCUUUGUCAACCAGAUCGUGGACUUCCUGGACGUGUCUCCCGAGGGCACGCGCGUGGGGCUGGUGCAGUUCUCCAGCCGCGUGCGCACCGAGUUCCCGCUCGGCCGCUACGGCUCGGCCGCCGAGGUGAAGCAGGCGGUGCUGGCAGUGGAGUACAUGGAGCGCGGCACCAUGACCGGGCUGGCGCUGCGCCACAUGGUGGAGCACAGCUUCUCCGAAGCUCAGGGCGCCAGGCCCCGCGCUCUCCAUGUGCCUCGGGUCGGCCUGGUCUUCACGGAUGGCCGCUCCCAGGAUGACAUCUCAGUGUGGGCUGCACGCGCAAAGGAGGAAGGCAUCGUGAUGUACGCGGUGGGCGUGGGCAAGGCGGUGGAGGAGGAGCUGCGCCUCAUAGCUUCUGAGCCCGCAGAACUGCAUGUGUCCUACUCGCCCGACUUCAGCACCAUGACGCACCUGCUGGAGAACCUCAGAGGCAGCAUCUGCCCGGAGGAGGGAAUCGGCGCUGGCACAGAGCUUCGGAGCCCCUGCGACUGCGAAAGCCUCGUGGACUUCCAGGGCCGCACGCUGGGGGCGCUCGAGAGUCUGACGCAGAAACUGGCCCAGCUGACCACGCGCAUGGAGGAGCUGGAGAAGCAGCUGGUGGUCCAGAAGUGAGGGCCAGACUCGGGGCUUUUCUGGGGACUGCGCUGGAGCCCCUGCGGGCGGGGAGGGAAGGGCAGGGGGCGCGGGC
Molecule: messenger RNA, 2047 nt
Organism: Erinaceus europaeus (western European hedgehog)
Lineage: Eukaryota; Metazoa; Chordata; Mammalia; Eulipotyphla; Erinaceidae
Gene: MATN4
Product: matrilin 4
Exons: 11
Coding region: 97-1971 (624 amino acids)
Molecular function (GO): calcium ion binding
Source: RefSeq, a predicted model, not a curated record